AGGAAAGUAAGGGUGCUGGGGAGGGGCAGGGGGAGGGGAAGGGGCAGGGGCAGGCCGCUGCUCCCUGAGCAGGUGGAGGCCCUUAGGCAGAGGGCCAGUAAAUGGGCUGAUGACUUCUCUGGGCCCCAAGCUCCACCAGGCAUCGCUCCUGGUUUGCCUCUUACUGUUGCUGCUGCUGGUUCAAGGAGUGAAGCCCCAGACUGGGGACCCAAAUGGGAAUGGAAGGAGCCAAAAAGAAGAGGGGGCCUCCCCAGUAGUUGAGGGUGAAGAACAGCUAGAGGAGCAAUUUGUGGCUUCAUCAAUUGGAGAGAUACUACAGUUGCUGACGAUGGGGCCCUCAGAAGAGGAAGAGGCAGAAGUGGAGGUGGAGGCAGAAGAGAACACAGCAGUUCGAGACCACCUCUUUGACCUGGCCUUUUGCUUCAACCUCGCCAGCAUCCUGGUUUUUUUAUGAGGGACAUGGAGGCAGAGGUCAUCGCCUGGUUUCUGGAUGAGGAGCUGGACAUCUACCUCCGCUUCAUGAUUGCCUACUGAUUUCCCCGGACCCCAGGGUGACCCCCCCAGGGGAUGUCUGCACUGAUUCUUGCUAGCUUCCACCUUCUGGUCCUAAACCUCGGCCUCAGAUGGUACUUGGGAAGUGGAGUAUAUCUGUUUCAAAAACCACUGCCUAAUUUCUGCCACUAAAACCCCUGGACAUCUCCAUCCUGGGCCAGGGACACCAUAUCCCUCUCCUUUCUCUUCUCCUCUGCCCUGUGAUGGAGAUAACCAGAAGGUUGGGGAUGGGGAGGGAAGCAGCAGCAACAGUAAUAAAACCCCCAAAACAAAUGAAGGUAGCUG
Sarcophilus harrisii (Tasmanian devil) is the source of this 837-nucleotide messenger RNA. RefSeq names its product LLLL and CFNLAS motif containing 1 (gene SOFU1). Gene Ontology annotation, biological process: fusion of sperm to egg plasma membrane involved in single fertilization. Lineage: Eukaryota; Metazoa; Chordata; Mammalia; Dasyuromorphia; Dasyuridae. The coding region runs from base 110 to 454 and encodes 114 amino acids. The transcript has 2 exons. The record is from RefSeq and is a predicted model, not a curated record.